Molecule: messenger RNA, 1348 nt
Organism: Cannabis sativa
Lineage: Eukaryota; Viridiplantae; Streptophyta; Magnoliopsida; Rosales; Cannabaceae
Product: 25.3 kDa vesicle transport protein SEC22-1
Exons: 6
Coding region: 278-937 (219 amino acids)
Biological process (GO): retrograde vesicle-mediated transport, Golgi to endoplasmic reticulum; vesicle fusion with Golgi apparatus; endoplasmic reticulum to Golgi vesicle-mediated transport
Cellular component (GO): endoplasmic reticulum-Golgi intermediate compartment; SNARE complex; ER to Golgi transport vesicle membrane
Molecular function (GO): SNAP receptor activity
Source: RefSeq, a predicted model, not a curated record
GUAGAAAAAAUGAGUUGAUGCAUCGGUGUGUUGUACCUUUGGAAAUAUGAUUGACUAUUGACGCGUAUAACUGGACAUAAGAGAUCGCAGCCUGCGGCUUUGCAUUUAUUGUCUCACUUGGUCUCAUAAAAAAAAAAAAAACCCUCAAAUUAUUUUUUACUUCUUCUUCUUUUGUUGCGCAGAAUCAAAAUUAUUAUCAUCGUCCUCCUUCUAUUUCUCCCUCAAAUCAAUGCCAUACCCAGUUUAAGUACUAGAGCAAGGUAUUUGGGUACUCAAGAUGGUAAAGCUAACGAUGAUUGCCCGAGUUACUGAUGGUCUUCCACUAGCAGAGGGGCUCGAUGAUGGCCGUGAUAUAACAGAUGUUGAAUUCUACAAACAGCAAGUCAAAGCAUUGUUCAAAAACCUCUCAAGAGGUCACAAUGAGCCGUCAAGGAUGUCAGUUGAAACUGGACCUUACAUUUUCCACUAUAUAACAGAAGGACGUGUCUGUUACUUGACAAUGUGCGACCGUGCCUACCCAAAGAAACUUGCUUAUCAAUACCUUGAAGACUUGAAGAAUGAAUUUGAGCGUGUUAACAGGGUGGGGCAAAUUGAAACUGCGGCCAGACCAUACGCCUUCAUUAAGUUUGAUACAUUCAUACAGAAAACAAAGAAAUUGUACCAGGACACUCAUACUCAACGGAAUAUUUCAAAGUUGAAUGAUGAGCUCUAUGAAGUCCACCAAAUAAUGACUCGAAACGUCCAGGAAGUCCUUGGCGUCGGUGAAAAGUUGGACCAGGUUAGCCAAAUGUCCAGUCGAUUAACAUCUGAAUCACGCAUAUAUGCUGAUAAGGCGAGGGAUCUUAAUCGACAGGCUUUAAUUCGGAAGUGGGCCCCAGUUGCCAUUGUUCUUGGAGUAGUGUUCCUCCUCUUCUGGGUUAAAAACAAGCUCUGGUGAACAAGCUGCCUUAUCCCGAUUUUGGAGGUUAUGAAGUUUUCAACGGGAUAUUGAUAUUGACUAUUGAGGAAUGGGUGCGGGGUUACUUUCCAGACUUGAAUGCUUGAGGCUCAUGGAGGAUUAAUUUGAUGGCUGAGUUUGUUAACUUGUAAUUGAGUUCAUAGAGGUACCCUUUGUUGUCAAAUUAAAUAGUAUACUGUUUUCCAAAGAAAGAACAAAAAUAGAAAACCUACCGUACCAUAAAUACCAUUUAAAGUUAUCAGAAAUUUCUUUUUUGAUAUCUUCUGUCAUUUUCAUUCUAUUGUCAGUUUUAAAUUUUGAAUAGAAUGACUUUUGUGGACACAACCAACUUUCAAACUUUCACGAGUGGGUGCCUUUUAAAUGUUAAUGGACAUUGUAAUUUAUUAUGAA